AUGAACAUAGACGUUGACCUUGACGUUGACCUCCUGAUUGGCGAUGUUGUGGAGGCUUCCAAACUGCCUGCAAAACGGCGGGCGACCAGCAUCAAGCCUACUGUUGAGAAGGUCGCAUCAUCCGCAUUUGAAAAUGGCCUUCUUCCCGACUCCUUGAGCGAACUCAUUGACCUACUCACGAGGCCAAACCUGUUGGAUCAGGCAAGCUUGAAUACAAUACUCAAGAAUCUUUACCCCGCUACUCGGCUAUCCAGUGAUGUCGUCCUGAGGGUUGUGGGAUGCCUCGGCCAUGGGGAACUGAAGCCUUCCCUGGUUCUGCAGUCGAACAUUCUGAAAUGGCUAAUCAUGGCAUACCAUGUCAUCGAAAAACCUGCCAUCUUGUCGCAAGCCUACGCUGUUUUGUUCAACUUGCUAGAUACGGCAGCCAUUCGAAAACACGUCCGGCCUUUUAGGAUCCAAGCUGUACAAACAGGGAAUGACCCAGCAUUGACAGGGCUCCUCCGGGUCUUCAAAGACUACUAUCCUGAAAUCAUCGUCAGCGAUGCCUUGAGGGGCAGGGCCUCGGCAUUCAAGCACCCCGACGUGGAAUGGCGCGAAAGGUUGAACCAGAUCCAACAUGACCAUUCUCAACGGACUGCCGAAGCAGCCAGUCAGCCUCGGAACGGCUUCAGCGUCAACCAUCAGGCUUUACGGGCCCGCGGCAAUAAGUCCUCCAAUCUCCCUCCAGUCUAUACUUCAGAAGCCACAGAGACCUCCGUCACUCUAGAAGAGAUUGAUAGCGCCGAUCGUCUUGCUCAGACAGUCGAGAAGAUUGAGCUACCCAACCAGCUUGCGGCUGUACUAGCGGAUCCCCUCUUGCAAAAAUUCGUUGCCCUGAAAAAGGAUGAUGCUGCUUCAAAGCGCGUGGUUCAUUGGAUCGAUGCCGUGCUCGAAGACGUGCUCAACGGUCAUGCCGAUGACAAGUCGUUCGCGGAGACGAUGGAAAUGCUGGAGGAAUACGUGGCUCGCGUUAAAGAAACUCCACUGGUCGUCUUGCAAUUUUUGACGAAAUUAUUCACGACAUGGAACGGCGUUGAUGCUCGGGAUUCCAUCCUAGGCAUCCUCCAGUACGCGCCUCUCGUGGUGUUUGAUGGCAAGCGUUUCAACCUCGUUUUCUUCAUCAACUUUGCUGACUGUGUAACAGAGCUGUACAAUGUAAUUCUGAAGCCACUAGAGGGGUGCCUCCCUCCAACGGCCGAGUCGCAGCUAGCACUGCUCAAACUUUACCAAAACCUCCUCCGCCGCUGGACCUUUGUUCUCAACUCGCUUGACCAAGUACCCAAAGAUGCCCCCGUCAAUGCCUUUUUCGCAGUCAUGGAGCACGCAAGCAUCAUCGCCCUCAACAUUGUCCAAGCUUCCCCCAGCGCGGCUGUCCACGGCGGUGUCCUCGACCUGUAUGAACAGGCUGCCGCCAGCAUCUCUGACCCUACACUUCAACCUCUCCUCCGCAUUGCCAAUCCGCCCGCGCAGCUCAUCUACCUCCUCUUCUUCAGCCGCUCCCUAGCAAACGUGUCGCGCCUGUGCACCGUCCUCGCCAUAUACAAGAAGGGCUUCGAGAUGGCCAUGUCCAGGCGACAGCCGACAACGUAUGCCCCGAGCUACGUGAACCAUUUCAACGGGUACCUCAUGGACAUUUGCAACUGCCUCUGGCGCGGCAAGGCUUUCAACGAUGGCGAUAAGAACGCUCUCGGCUGCCUUAGCGCGGGCCCCGUCACACAGCGGCUGCGCAGAUAUGUCGAAGACCUGGGUAUGGACCUUGCGCUCCCGACGCUGUUUGGGUUCUCCUACUCGCCGCUUUUGAGCUUGCAGGCCAUUGAGUGUAUCCGCGAGCUGGAGGAUCGUGAGCUAGCUGCGAACGAGGACGCCAUCUCUACACGGCACGCGGGGCCGGUGACGUCAAACAGUUUAGCAAGGUUGGCAGACGCAAGGGGGUUGCGCAUCACUUGGUCCGAGUAUAGGAUCAUUGUUCUGCGGGCAUUGGAGAGCAAGGGGUUGGGCGGUAUCCCGUCGUUGAUGAAGAAUACCAUGAAGGUCCUCAUGAGCUCCAAGAGUACCACAUAG
Molecule: messenger RNA, 2100 nt
Organism: Colletotrichum lupini
Lineage: Eukaryota; Fungi; Ascomycota; Sordariomycetes; Glomerellales; Glomerellaceae
Exons: 7
Coding region: 1-2100 (699 amino acids)
Cellular component (GO): kinetochore; cytosol; nuclear body
Source: RefSeq, a predicted model, not a curated record